Messenger RNA from Heterocephalus glaber (naked mole-rat), 707 nucleotides. It is a transcript of the gene Myl11, whose product is annotated as myosin light chain 11. Lineage: Eukaryota; Metazoa; Chordata; Mammalia; Rodentia; Bathyergidae. Gene Ontology annotation, molecular function: calcium ion binding. The record is from RefSeq and is a predicted model, not a curated record.
UGGUAUGUUACAGGCUCCCUGGGGCAGGGCUAUAUAACCCCAGAGGGCUGCACCAGGCUGACUCUACUUCUCUCCAGCCAGAGCCACUGCCUUGCUCCAGGAGACCUCAGACAUGGCACCCAAAAAGGCCAAGAGGAGGGCAGCAGCAGAAGGUGGCAGCUCCAACGUCUUCUCCAUGUUCGACCAGACUCAGAUCCAGGAGUUCAAGGAGGCUUUCACAGUGAUAGACCAGAACCGCGAUGGUAUUAUUGACAAGGAGGAUCUUCGGGACACCUUCGCAGCCAUGGGCCGCCUGAACGUGAAGAACGAGGAGCUGGAAGCCAUGAUGAAGGAAGCCAGUGGUCCCAUCAACUUCACCGUCUUCCUGACCAUGUUCGGGGAGAAGCUCAAAGGUGCCGACCCCGAGGACGUGAUCACCGGAGCUUUCAAGGUCCUGGACCCAGAGGGCAAGGGCACCAUCAAGAAGCAGUUCCUGGAGGAGCUGCUCACCACGCAGUGUGAUCGCUUCACCCCGGAGGAGAUCAAGAACAUGUGGGCAGCCUUCCCCCCGGAUGUGGGCGGCAACGUGGACUACAAGAACAUCUGCUACGUCAUCACGCACGGUGACGCCAAGGACCAGGAGUAGAGGCCCCUCUCGGCCUCUGGCUGCCAACAACCCCAGCUUCCACCCCCGACUCCCAAUAAAAUUCGACUGGUCUUGUUUCUUA